Molecule: messenger RNA, 3599 nt
Organism: Siniperca chuatsi (mandarin fish)
Lineage: Eukaryota; Metazoa; Chordata; Actinopteri; Centrarchiformes; Sinipercidae
Gene: pabir2
Product: PABIR family member 2
Exons: 10
Coding region: 1011-1853 (280 amino acids)
Molecular function (GO): protein serine/threonine phosphatase inhibitor activity
Source: RefSeq, a predicted model, not a curated record
AAGGGGCGUGAAGUUUGCUGCUAGCAGCUAACAUUGCUCCUGUGUGAUCAUUUGGGAUGUGGUUCAUUUUUUUUGGCGGCGCCCUGCAGAAACGAAAAGCGUAAUUUGUAGAGCGUAUAUUAUUUACAACAGAAACUGUUUACUUUGCUUCUGUGAGCCGUUGUAGCUACCAGGCAGACAGGCAGGAACAUUUAGUGAAAUGAUGACCAGGCCUCUCUCUCUGGACAUGGCAUUGUGGCUAUUGGCGCUACUGCUAACUUAGCUAGUUAGCCUAUCGGGCUAGGUAGCUGGGCUGUUGGCUGAGGCUGAAUCGACUAGCUAGCAAUAAGUAUAACAACACAUUAGCUUACAUUAGCUAGCGACGAUGUGUUAGCUAGAAGGUAGACUCGCGUUAUGAGAAUCACUUAACAGCAGCGUCGUUAGAUAAACGUAACAUUUUGACUUGAGGCGAACAUUCAUUUUGCACUCAAAGUAAGUAGCUGCUCACUUUGGCUAACGAUAGCUAAUUUAACGCGCUAACAUACAGUGGUAGUUUAGCAGCGUUUCAGUCGUCAACCUCUGCUGCCUUGCACCAGCAGACUAACUUGUCGGUAGCUAACAGUUGCCGGGCAUUGUGCGGUAUGUAUCCAUGGUAUGCUAACCCUCCAUCAGGAAAGUUGGUGACUGGUCUUAACGUUACAGACAACGUUAGCGCAGGCCAGUUCUGGCUGAACAUAUAGCUGUGAUAUGAAUAAUUGUAGAGAUAACGUUGUUAUGAUUAAUAGCCAGCGUUAAGUUGCUUCAACACCGGAGUUAAGUUGUACAGACGACAGGGCCUUGCUGGUUGCUGUGUGUUAACUACAUUGCGUUAGCUAACUCAGUUUGUCUCCCUGCAGCUCAGUUGCCUGAUUGAUGGCGUUUCUUCAAAACACGUAAAGUUAGCAAAGUUUGGGGAGCAACAAUGUAACAUCACUGAGCUGGUUAGCCAUUUUAAGUUAGUGAAUUGAUGUCAGGCAGCGUCAGCUAGCAAAAUGAACAAUUCAGGAGUCUUUCCACAAGAAAAGAUGGAGCUGGAUCUGGAAAUCCCAUCUUCGUUAGUUCAGACCGAUGGACACUUGAGAAGAUCCAACAGCGCACCCAUGAUAAAUGGCUUAAGUGAUAACACCCAAGUGUUCCAGAGAGAGGUCCUGCGUAGCCGGAGAAAUAGCACUACAGUUGUCAACAGGCCCAACAUGGUCCCUUCGUCGCCUAUUCGAGUCCCCAGCACCAGACUUCAUCAGAUAAAACAAGAAGAGGGUGUAGACGUGAUGAACAGAGAAACCGCUCAUGAGCGGGAAGUUCAAGCCGCCAUGCAAAUGAGCCAGUCCUGGGAAGAAAGCCUUAGUCUGAGUGACAACGAUGAGAAGUCGGCAUCUUCGUCUCCAAAGCGCAUCGACUUUGUGCCUGUGUCGCCCGCCCCGUCCCCAACCAGAGGGAUAGGAAAAAAGCAGUGUUUCUCUCCUUCCCUACAAAUCCUUGUGAGCAGCAAUGGCCUCACACCCAGCCCAAUACCCAGCCCAACGCGCCGCUUCAGCCGACGGAGUCAAAGCCCAAUCAACUGCAUCAGAGCCAGCAUACUUGGGCCAAUGAAACGCAAAGGUGAGAUGGAGACAGAGAGUCAGCCUAAGAGGCUCUUCCAGGGAACCACCACCAUGCUGUCCUCUGAUGUCUCCAACCUGUCAGAUCUCAGCUCCUGUCACUCUCCAGAUUUGUUAGAUGGCAGCCUCAGCAGCGUCGGCUCCUCCACAGACUCUCCAGGCAAAAUGGACGGAGUGUCGCCCUCCUCGUCCAGCAACUCACCCUUCGCUUCCCUCCAGGAUUUGUCCCCAAAGUGAGCAUGAGAUGGCUAGAGACACACUAUAAAGGACUGAGGCCUAAGGCCUCUCUCCAGGGAACAGAUUUCCUUCUCAGACCCUCCACCUCACCACCGCCUAGAUUUGGUUUAUGUGGAAUUUUCCAUGUUUAUUUCUGAGCGGCUGUUUUCAUGGCUACAUUUUGGACAGACUAGGUAUGUUUUGAAUUAAGGAAAUGAAAGCCAUGGAUUAGUUUGUGUGUAAGAGGUAAGCCUAGUGAAACUAGGAAUGACGGAAGACACUGUGAGCACCAGCUGCUAGUAGAGGAUCUUGGAUGGUGCUUGGCAUCAUAGUGAUAUUGCAUUCAUAAGUGGCUAUGCUUCAAAUCUGUCCUACCAGUUCCCCUCACUGGAGAGAGACAUUGAGCACUGGAGAAAAAAAAUGACUUUUUGGAUGUGUGCUUUUCCCCGUUUUUGUGCUGGAAAACGUCUGUCCACAGGCCUUUUUGUAUGUACGCAGUCUGCAGAUUUUGUAAGAAAAGAUUUAACUUAUUGUUUUCCUGCUUUGUUUUGUAAUUAUGUACAUAUUAACCAUGUCAGAUGUCGUACCUAGUUUUUAAGUUUGUGAUUGGCUGUGAGGUGAAUGUGGGCACAGGUCUUCAACAGCAAAAGUUUUCUUUGUAAAGGAACAAACUACUUCUGGGGUACAACUAUGGAGAUUUCCUUACUGUUACAGUGCAAGAGAAGUUAUGUUUUCAGCAGAUCUUAAUAUUUUUAUGAUAGAGGCUGCGAACUGUGUUGAAUGUUUUCAGUUUGGCUUUUAUGUCCCCAUGUCUUGCUGCAGCUUUAAUUGACUACUAUGAGCAAUUAAUGCACCUAGAAGUUAAUUGUGGAUGAAAUAUGAUGAUCAUCACUGUUGGGCUUUCAACACUAAAGGUUGCUCUGUGUUCUUGUCGGGCUGUUUAUGCAGAUAAGCGGAAAGCAUAGAAAUGACUUUCUUUCUUCUGGGGAAAUGUUCUUAUUUAUGGAAGAAAAUGUUUACUAUAAAAAAAUGGAUGGUGAUAGGUGUGUUACCCUGUAAAAGUGGCCCAUUUGUGUUGUCCUUUACACCAAAUUAACGGAGUGCUGGAACGUGCAGCAAAAACAAAAUGGCACCAUCACAUUGUGAGUAAAGAGAUUGCUGUCUCUGCUGUGGUUACAUUUAUUAGAAGCUUUUUGCACAGGACACUCAAUCCUGUAAUAUUUCAACCUGUGUGUAAGCAGGGACGAAGUAAAACUUGACUUUCUUGGGGGGGGGUCCAAGAAAUACAGCAUGUAGAGGUUAAGCCUGUACUGUGAUUUUUGCACCUAAAUUUGUUUUCAACUUUCACGGCCCCAUUGUCCGUAUCUCCUGUGUAACUUACACGGCUGAAGCCCUUCAUGGCUCUGUAGCCUUUAAUGUGUAUGUACAAAGGAAUUGAUUGUAAAUCAUUUUAUGGAAGUGUGCCCUUUUAAUUUAAAGAAAAGUGUGGUUGCAGUUCCUUUACUGAAUGUCUUUCCUUUUUAUACACAUUUUUGAAAAUGGAUAAGAUGUCAGCUUGCCCUGCUGUCAACAAGAUAUUUUCUUUCCCACCUCAAGUCAUUUUAUGAAGCUUUGAGGGCAUGAAUUUAGCAAAUAAUCUUAUUCUAUACUGUUUCUGUAAUGGAAAGGCUGUAAACUGCCAAGCUGGCUAACACCUUGACAAUGCUUGUGUCUUUUGUGAUUGCAAUCGUAGCGGACAUCAGGACUAAAUAAAUUAUUUCUUUAUCA